AUUCAUUGUUUUUUUUUUGCAGGAUCCUAACAGGCUCAUACGACAAGACGGCCAGGAUCUGGUCUGUGGAGGGCAAGGCGGUGAUGACAGUGGCCGGACACACAGAUGUGGUCAAAGAUGUAGCCUGGGUCAAAAGAGACGGUCUGACCUCUCUGCUUCUGACGGCCUCUCUGGACCAAACCAUCCUGCUGUGGGAGUGGAACUCCGAGAAGAACAAGGUGAAAGCGAGACACUGCUGUCGGGGACACACGGGGAGCGUCGACACUGUCGCCACGGACCCCACCGGCUCAAAGGUAAAGAGUGAUGGAGUAGAAAGGAGUGUAAAGAAAGAGGAGGAACAGAUUUAAG
This is a messenger RNA of Larimichthys crocea (large yellow croaker), 348 nucleotides long. RefSeq names its product ribosome biogenesis protein wdr12-like. Lineage: Eukaryota; Metazoa; Chordata; Actinopteri; Sciaenidae. The record is from RefSeq and is a predicted model, not a curated record. The coding region runs from base 84 to 347 and encodes 87 amino acids. Gene Ontology annotation, molecular function: protein binding. The transcript has 2 exons.